Brachypodium distachyon (stiff brome) is the source of this 1329-nucleotide messenger RNA. Its product is annotated as chromatin assembly factor 1 subunit FAS2 homolog. Gene Ontology annotation, cellular component: nucleus; CAF-1 complex. The coding region runs from base 1 to 1329 and encodes 442 amino acids. The transcript has 12 exons. The record is from RefSeq and is a predicted model, not a curated record. Gene Ontology annotation, biological process: nucleosome assembly; DNA replication-dependent chromatin assembly. NCBI's taxonomy places the organism in Eukaryota, Viridiplantae, Streptophyta, Magnoliopsida, Poales, Poaceae. Gene Ontology annotation, molecular function: protein binding.
AUGCCAGAGAGAAAAUCAGCUCCAUAUCUCGCCUCCGGUGCUGAUGGUGGCGGCAUCAUCCUCUGGAAACUGCAUCCCGCUGACGACGGCGAGGCAUGGAAAAUUCACAAGACGUUGCUAUUCCAUCAUAAGGAUGUUCUUGACCUCCAGUGGUCACAUGACAGCGCAUUCCUUGUUUCUGCAUCAGUUGACAACACUUGCAUAAUUUGGGAAGCUAGUAAAGGCUCGGUGCAUCAAAAGCUAGAGGGGCAUCUGCAUUAUGUUCAGGGUGUGGCGUGGGAUCCUUUGGACCAGUACAUAGCUUCACUGAGUUCUGACAGAACAUGUAAAAUAUGUGCAAAUAAGCCUCAGGGCAAAUCCAAGAAUGCGGAGAGGUUGAACUUUGUUUGCCAGCAUACACUAGUGAAGGUAGAAUAUCAGAAUCAUGAUGAAUCUAAGCCACCAAUUAAAUCUCAUUUGUUUCAUGAUGAGACACUACCAUCUUUCUUCCGGAGGUUGGCAUGGUCACCUGAUGGAUCUUUUCUAGUACUGCCAGCAGGCCUUUCUAAACACUCUUCCGAAGUGAUUAAUACUGCUUAUAUAAUGUCCAGGCGUGACCUCUCAAGGCCUACACUACAACUCCCUGGGGCCAGUAAAGCUAUAGUAGCAGUACGCUUUUGCCCUGUGCUAUUCAAACCACGUGGUUCUAACCCAGAUGGUCUCUUUAAGCUUCCUUAUAGAGUUGUUUUUGCUGUUGCUACUUUGAACUCUCUGUAUGUCUAUGAUACAGAAAGUGUUCCUCCAAUUCUAGUCCAUGCUGGUCUACACUAUGUUGCCAUUACCGAUAUUGCAUGGUCUUCUGAUGCUAAGUACUUGGCAGUGUCAUCACGAGAUGGCUACUGUACUAUAAUAGAGUUUGAGAAUGAGGAACUGGGAGAGCUUCACAUUCUCCCUAGAUCAAAGGAAGUUGCUAAAGGGACUUUGACACCUGAGACCAAGAAGCCUUUGACACCUGAGACCAAGAAGCCUGUAUCUGCAGAUAGCAUGAAUGUUGAUAUUAGUGCCAGCAAGCUUAAGAUGGAAGCCAGCCCUGUGGCUGUAGGAGUUAGAGCACCACUGCUGCCAACCGAGAACAUCACAAGAACAGGGGAGCUUGCUGAAGGAAAUGUGACCUGUGAAAACAAGAAGCCGGUAACAGUAGACACUAUGGAAGUAGAUGUCGAUGAUAACAAAGUCAAGGAGGCAACCAUUCCCGUGGCGGCUGAAGUGACACCGCCACCAGUACCGACAAAGAACAGCGCAUCAAGUAAGCCUGCUAAGAGGCGAAUUACUCCUAUCGCAAUCAACUAA